Molecule: messenger RNA, 1243 nt
Organism: Orbicella faveolata
Lineage: Eukaryota; Metazoa; Cnidaria; Anthozoa; Scleractinia; Merulinidae
Product: mediator of RNA polymerase II transcription subunit 18-like
Biological process (GO): regulation of transcription by RNA polymerase II; termination of RNA polymerase II transcription
Cellular component (GO): core mediator complex; mediator complex
Molecular function (GO): transcription coregulator activity
Source: RefSeq, a predicted model, not a curated record
AUACACGAAAUUUUCACGGCAGAGUGCGAAAUUCUUAUACCCACUCACAGUUACUCUAAAAUGAUUUUUCUCGAUCAAAAGGUACAUCGAAGUCCUAAAAAUUAAAUAGCGACGUUUAUACCUUCGGAAAAAUGAAGCCACUCCACUCUCAAAGAAGCAGCCUCAAUCUUCGGGAUACGUUCGGAAUUUGGCGCUUGUCGUAGAAUAGUCGGGAUACCCGAUGAUUGGAAAGAAAAUGGCGGUGGUUGGGAGGCAAAAUCAAGUUGAGUACUUUUUGCAAGGAAGCGUAGGAAAGGAAUCUGUGAACACUCUGCUGCACAGACUCAGAGGAUUGUGUGAUGGGGCAUCUCGGCAGUCUGCGACGUUUGUGGAUCAUGAAAUGCUGUGUACACUUGGUAGUCCUGGCAGCAAUGUUUCUCUUAGGGCACGGCACUCCCUAGAUGAUCCAAAAGCCCCAUGGCAACUUCGUUAUGUUGGUCAAAGUGAAAUGGGCGAUAAAAGUCGGAGCACAUUGCUACGUAGCUGUGUGGAGGUAUCAACAAGUGAUAAUCUGACAACUUUCCUCAAAGAACUUGGAUUCAGGUUUGAAAGUGAAUUUGUCUUGAAGGGAUAUUAUUUUGUUAAAGGACACAUGCGCAUCACUGUUAGUCAAGUUUGCAGAGUUGCCAGUGUUAAUGAUCCACAGUCAUGCCAACCCAUUUCAGAUUCGUACCUUGUUGAGAUCAGCCUUUUGACCACAGUUCAACAGGACACUAUGGCUGAAGAGAUCAAAGCAUUUGCAGAACACCUGAAGCCUCUUGUUCACCUGGAGAAAAUUGACCACAGGAAACUGCAAAUGACAUAGCAUAGGAAAAGUCUGAUAUCUGGUACUUUCUGAUAACAAGUACUUGCUGGACUGGUAAUCAAUCAUGGAUCAUCCAGAUGUCUCGCAGCACAUGGUAGCACCAUUCCCAAAUGGAGUUGACAUUUUGGCAUGGAGAAAUUCUGGGGGAGCAUUUCAUUGCACAUCCUUUGUGUCAUGUUUGGAAAGAGAGCUUUCCCAAAAUGAUAAAACAGUGUUUGAUCAUCAAAAAGGACAAGCUGUGGAAAGAGCAUAAAACACUCUUGACUCAUCCAAGGAAGAUGAGGAACAGUCUCAAGUCUGAAAAAAGAAAACAGAACAGAACAAGAUUCAAGUUACUGUUUAUGACCAUAAGUCGCUGAGCUUUGUGUAUUAUUGCAAUUAAUUUGGUAUUAGGGAUCA